GAAGACCGGCGGGAAAAUGACCGCACCUCUUGCCUGGCCAGGGUUCUCCCGAGAGGGAGGACGCUGGAACUGUGGCUUGCCCUGAUCGGCCGAGAAGGAUUUGCCAUGAAUCUUCUGCGUCGGAGUGGGAAACGGCGGCGUUCAGAAUCAGGCUCAGAUUCGUUCUCGGGAAGUGGCGGUGACAGCACUGCCAGCCCCCAGCUCCUCUCCGGGUCCGUGCUGAGUCCGCCGCCGGGCCUGGGUCGCUGCCUGAAGGACCGCAGCCGUCAGUCGGCCGCAGCUGCAGGAGAAUGCAAGCCUACAGUUCCUGACUACCAAAUAGACAAGCUACUAUUGGCAAACUGGGGACUUCCUAAAGCAGUUCUGGAAAAAUACCACAGUUUUGGUGUAAAAAAGAUGUUUGAAUGGCAGGCAGAGUGCCUUUUGCUUGGACAAGUCCUGGAAGGAAAGAAUUUAGUUUAUUCAGCUCCUACAAGUGCUGGGAAGACUCUUGUGGCAGAAUUACUUAUUUUGAAGCGGGUUUUGGAAAUGCGGAAGAAAGCUUUGUUUAUUCUUCCCUUUGUUUCUGUGGCUAAAGAGAAGAAAUACUACCUCCAGAGUCUGUUUCAGGAAGUAGGAAUAAAAGUAGAUGGUUAUAUGGGCAGCACCUCUCCGUCAAGGCAUUUCUCUUCAUUGGAUAUUGCAGUCUGCACAAUUGAGAGAGCCAAUGGUCUGAUCAAUCGCCUCAUAGAGGAAAAUAAGAUGGAUCUGUUAGGAAUGGUGGUUGUGGAUGAAUUACAUAUGCUGGGAGACUCUCACCGAGGGUAUCUGCUGGAACUUUUGCUGACCAAGAUUUGCUAUAUUACUCGGAAAUCAGCAUCUUGUCAGGCAGAUUUAGCCAGUUCUCUGUCUAAUGCUGUGCAGAUUGUUGGCAUGAGUGCUACCCUUCCUAAUUUGGAGCUUGUGGCUUCCUGGUUGAAUGCUGAAUACUACCAUACCGACUUUCGCCCUGUACCACUUUUGGAGUCAGUAAAAGUUGGAAAUUCCAUAUAUGACUCUUCAAUGAAACUUGUGAGGGAAUUUGAACCUAUGCUACAAGUGAAGGGAGAUGAGGACCAUGUUGUUAGUUUAUGUUAUGAGACGAUUCGUGAUAACCAUUCAGUAUUACUUUUUUGUCCAUCAAAGACAUGGUGUGAGAAGCUGGCAGAUAUCAUUGCUCGAGAGUUUUAUAAUCUACAUCAUCAAACUGAGGGAUUGGUGAAACCCUCUGAAUGCCCACCAGUAAAUCUAGAACAAAAAGAACUCCUGGAAGUGAUGGAUCAGUUAAGACGUUUGCCUUCAGGACUGGACUCUGUAUUACAGAAAACUGUACCAUGGGGAGUAGCAUUUCAUCAUGCAGGUAUUUCAUAUUUAUAAUCUGUUAUUAAGAAACCUCCAAAAUUCCUCGUACUGUCUUAACUUUUAUAUUUGUGUAAAUUUAUUUCUUGUUAAACACACUUAAUAUCCUUAGAUUUCUUUUUAAGAAAUUGUAUGGGAGGUGGAGGCCCUGAAGAUAUCUUGAUGAAUAAGCAGAUGGCUGGUCGUGCUGGCAGGAAAGGAGUGGACACAGUAGGCGAGAGUAUCUUAAUUUGUAAGAACUCUGAGAAAUCAAAAGGGAUAGCUCUCCUUCAGGGUUCUCUAAAGCCUGUUCGCAGCUGUCUGCAAAGACGAGAAGGAGAAGAAGUAACUGCCAGCAUGAUACGAGCUAUUCUGGAGAUAAUAGUUGGUGGAGUGGCAAGUACAUCACAAGAUAUGCAUACUUAUGCUGCCUGCACAUUUUUGGCUGCAAGUAUGAAAGAAGGGAAGCAAGGAAUUCAGAGAAAUCAAGAGUCUGUUCAGCUUGGAGCAAUUGAGGCCUGCGUGAUGUGGCUGCUAGAAAAUGAAUUCAUCCAGAGUACAGAAGCCAGUGAUGGAACAGAAGGAAAGGUGUAUUAUCCAACACAUCUUGGUUCGGCUACUCUUUCUUCUUCACUUUCUCCAGCUGAUACUUUAGAUAUUUUUGCUGACCUGCAAAGAGCAAUGAAGGGCUUUGUUUUAGAGAAUGAUCUUCAUAUUCUCUAUCUGGUUACACCUAUGUUCGAGGAUUGGACUACUAUUGAUUGGUAUCGAUUUUUCUGUUUAUGGGAGAAGUUGCCAACUUCAAUGAAAAGGGUGGCAGAGCUAGUGGGAGUUGAAGAGGGGUUCUUGGCCCGCUGUGUGAAAGGAAAAGUAGUAACCAGAACUGAGAGACAGCAUCGACAAAUGGCCAUCCAUAAAAGGUUUUUCACCAGUCUUGUGCUAUUAGAUUUAAUCAGUGAAGUUCCCUUAAGGGAAAUUAAUCAGAAAUAUGGAUGCAAUCGUGGACAGAUUCAAUCUUUGCAACAGUCAGCUGCUGUUUAUGCAGGGAUGAUUACAGUGUUUUCCAACCGUCUGGGCUGGCACAACAUGGAACUACUACUUUCCCAAUUUCAGAAGCGUCUUACAUUUGGCAUCCAGAGGGAGCUGUGUGACCUGGUUCGGGUAUCCUUACUAAAUGCUCAGAGAGCCAGGGUUCUCUAUGCUUCUGGCUUUCAUACUGUGGCGGACCUUGCUAGGGCAAAUAUUGUGGAGGUGGAGGUGAUUCUGAAAAGUGCUGUGCCUUUCAAAAGAUUACUUUUUAAGAAUACGGAAUUUAGAAAUUCAGGGCCAUUUGAUAAAAAUGUAUCUUUGAGUGGUAAGGAAAAAGAUAACAAAAUAUCAUUCCCAUUACAAAUAAAGCAAAGUUGUUCACGGAACAUAACACUAACUAAUGACAAUUUUGUGGAAGACAUUGUCACAGGAUCUCAGAGUAAAAAUGUGACUUGUCAGGCCACUGGUGUGGUUGGUGAAAAGGGCAGAGGAGUAGCUGUUGAGGCAGAAAAAAUAAAUGAAGUGCUGAUACAAAAUGAUUCAAAAAACCAGAAUGUUUAUGUGAAACACUGUGACUCCGAUCCAAUUAACCAGUACCCGCAAAAGCAAUCUCAUGAACAGACAAGCACUUUUACCCAACAGAAAAAUAUAAUAGAGAGACAAAUGCCCUGUGAAGCAGUCAGUAGUUACAUAAAUAGAGACUCAAAUGUUACUAUUAAUUGUGAAAGGAUAAAGCUUAAUACGGAGGAAAAUAAACCAAGUCAUUUUCAGGCAUUAGGAGAUGAUAUAAGCAGAACUGCAAUACCCAGUGAAGUAUUUCCAUCAACUGGAGCAUUUAGCAAAUCAGGAGGCCAGCAUGAGAAUUUUCUAAAUAUUUCUAGACUACAAGAAAAAACGGGUACUUACACAACAAACAAAACUAGAAAUAAUCAUAUUUCUGACUGUGAUUUUGAAGAUAGUUUCUACCUGGAUACUCAGUCAGAGAAAAUAAUGCAACAGAUGGCAACUGAAAGUACCAAACUAGGAGCAAAGGACACCAACCUGGCAGCAGGGAUAAUGCAGAAGAGCGUAGUCCAACAGAACUUGAUGAACUCUUUUCAGAAAGAGUGUCACAUUCCUUUUCCUGCUAAGCAGCAUCCUCUAGGAGUGACUAAGAUAGAUCAUUUGGAUCUUAAGACUGUAGGUACUAUGAAACAAAGCACUGAUUCGCAUGGGGUUGAUAUCCUGACUCCAGAAAGCCCAAUUUUCCAUUCUCCAAUACUAUUGGAGGAAAAUGGUCUUUGUUUUAAAAAGAAUGAACUUUCUGUUACUGAUUCUCAAUUAAAUAGUUUUCUUCAAGGUUAUCAAACACAAGAAACUGUGAAACCAGUUAUACCUCUGAUUCCUCAAAAGAGAACUCCCACUGGUGUAGAAGGAGAAUGUCUUCCAGUUCCUGAAACAAGUUUGAAUAUGAGUGACAGUUUACUCUUUGAUAGUUUCAGUGAUGACUAUCUAGUAAAAGAACAAUUACCUGAUGUGCAAACGAAAGAACCCCUUCCUUCAGAAGUAACAUCACACCAUUUUAGUGAUUCUCUGUGUCUACAACAAGAAGACCUAAUUAAAAAAUCAAAUGUAAAUGAGAAUCAAGAUACCUGCCAGCAGUUGACUUUUUCCAAUGAUGAAUCUGUUAUAUUUUCAGAAAUGGAUUCUGUUCAGAUGGUUGAAGCUUUGGACAAUGCGGAUAUAUUUCCUGUUCAAGAGAAGCAUCAUACUGUAGUAUAUCCUAGAGCAUUAGAACUAAAUGAUCCAGUACUUGAUGAGCACCACCAAGGUGAUCAAGAUGGAGGAGAUCAAGAUGAAAGGGCUGAAAAAUCAAAAUUAACUGGGACCAGGCAAAAUCAUUCAUUCAUAUGGUCAGGGGCAUCAUUUGAUCUAAGUCCAGGACUGCAAAGGAUUUUAGAUAAAGUGUCCAGUCCACUAGAAAAUGAAAACCUAAAAUCAGUGACUAUAAACUUGUCUAGUUUGAAUGGAAAAAAUACAGAGUUAAAUGAAGAACAAGAAGUUAUUUCAAACUUGGAGACAAACCAAGUGCAGGGAAUUUCAUUUUCUUCUAAUAGUGAAGUAAAAAGCAAGAUUGAGAUGCUAGAAAACAAUGCCAAUCAUGGUGAAACCUCAUCCCUCUUACCUCGUAAAGAAAGCGAUAUAGUUGAUGAUAAUGGUCUCAUUCCUCCUACACCCGUUCCAACAUCUGCUUCUAAACUGACAUUUCCAGGGAUUCUUGAAACACCUGUAAACCGUUGGAAAACUAAUAAUGUUUUACAACCUGGUGAAAGUUAUUUAUUUGACUCACCUUCAGAUAUUAAAAACCACGAUUUAAGUCCAGAGAGUAGAAAUGGGUUCAAAGACAACAACCCUAUUAGUGACACAGGCUUUUCACUUCAGUUAUCACAGGAUGGAUUACAGUUAACUCCAGCCUCAAGCAGUUCAGAAAGUUUGGCCAUAAUUGAUGUAGCAAGUGACCAAAAUCUUUUUCAAACAUUCAUUAAGGAGUGGCGGUGCAAAAAGCGAUUUUCCAUCUCACUGGCUUGUGAAAAGCUUAGAAGUUUCACAUCUUCUAAAACUGCUACUAUUGGUGGUAGGUUUAAGCAAGCUAGCUCACCUCAGGAAAUUCCUAUUAGAGAUGAUGGAUUUCCUAUUAAAGGUUGUGAUGACAUCUUGGUGGUUGGACUGGCAGUAUGCUGGGGUGGAAGGGAUGCCUAUUAUUUUUCAUUGCAGAAGGAACAAAAGCAUUCUGAAAUUAGUGCCAGUUUGGUUCCACCUUCUCUAGAUCCAAGCCUGACUUUGAAAGACAGGAUAUGGCACCUUCAAUCUUGCUUGCGAAAGGAAUCUGAUAAAGAACGUUCUGUUGUCAUCUAUGACUUCAUCCAGAGCUAUAAAAUUCUUCUUCUUUCUUGUGGCAUCUCCUUGGAGCAAAGUUAUGAAGAUCCUAAGGUGGCAUGCUGGUUACUAGAUCCAGAUUCUCAGGAGCCGACUCUUCAUAGCAUAGUUACCAGUUUUCUUCCUCAUGAGCUUCCGCUCCUAGAAGGGAUGGAGACCAGCCAAGGGAUUCAAAGCCUGGGGCUAAAUGCUGGCAGUGAGCAUUCUGGGCGAUACAGAGCAUCUGUGGAGUCCAUUCUCAUCUUCAACUCUAUGAAUCAGCUCAACUCUUUGUUGCAGAAGGAAAACCUUCAAGAUGUUUUCCAUAAGGUGGAAAUGCCCUCUCAGUACUGCUUGGCCUUGCUCGAACUAAAUGGAAUUGGCUUUAGUACUGCAGAAUGUGAAAGUCAGAAACACAUAAUGCAAGCCAAGUUGGAUGCAAUUGAGACCCAGGCCUAUCAACUAGCUGGCCACAGUUUUUCUUUCACCAGUUCAGAUGACAUCGCUGAGGUUUUAUUUUUGGAAUUGAAGUUGCCCCCAAAUGGAGAGAUGAAAAACCAAGGCAGCAAGAAAACUCUGGGUUCCACCAGAAGAGGGAAUGACAAUGGACGCAAGCUAAGGCUGGGAAGACAGUUCAGCACUAGACGAAUAACCUUUACAGAACCAAAUAUUCAGAAUGUGCCAAGAGAUUUUGAAAUCAAAAUGCCAACACUAGUAGGAGAAAGCCCACCUUCUCAAGCUAUAGGCAAAGGCCUACUUCCCAUGGGCAGAGGAAAAAGUAAGAAGGGUUGCAGCCUGAACCCUGGACGCCAGGCACAGAUGGAGGAGAGAGCUGCAGACAGAGGAAUGCCAUUUUCAAUUAGCAUGCGACAUGCCUUUGUGCCUUUCCCAGGUGGUUUAAUACUGGCUGCUGACUACUCCCAGCUUGAACUGAGGAUCUUGGCUCAUUUAUCCCAUGAUCGUCGUCUCAUUCAAGUGUUAAACACUGGAGCUGAUGUUUUCAGGAGCAUUGCAGCAGAAUGGAAGAUGAUUGAGCCAGAGUCUGUUGGGGAUGAUCUGAGGCAGCAGGCAAAACAGAUUUGCUAUGGGAUCAUUUAUGGAAUGGGAGCUAAAUCUUUGGGAGAGCAGAUGGGCAUUAAAGAAAAUGAUGCUGCUUGCUACAUUGACUCCUUCAAAUCCAGAUACACAGGGAUUAAUCAAUUCAUGAGAGAGACAGUGAAAAAUUGUAAAAGAGAUGGGUUUGUUCAGACCAUUUUGGGAAGGCGUAGAUAUUUACCAGGAAUCAAAGACAACAACCCUUAUCAUAAAGCUCACGCUGAGCGUCAAGCUAUCAACACAACAGUCCAAGGAUCAGCAGCUGAUAUUGUCAAAAUAGCCACAGUUAACAUUCAGAAGCAAUUAGAGACCUUCCACUCAACUUUCAAAUCCCAUGGCCAUCGAGAGGGUAUGCUCCAAAGUGACCGAACAGGAUUGUCACGAAAGAGAAAACUGCAAGGGAUGUUCUGCCCAGUCAGAGGAGGCUUUUUCAUCCUUCAACUCCAUGAUGAACUCCUGUAUGAAGUGGCAGAAGAAGAUGUUGUUCAGGUAGCUCAGAUUGUCAAGAAUGAAAUGGAAAGUGCUGUAAAACUGUCUGUGACAUUGAAAGUGAAAGUGAAAAUAGGUGCCAGCUGGGGAGAGCUGAAGGACUUUGAUGUGUAACUGUGCUGCUGAUGAAGUCCCCCCAGGGAAGCCUGUGCAGAUACAGUCACCUGGAAAGAACAGAGAUUACCCUUUCACCUUCCUCAGGAAAACAGACUUUCAAGUCUUGAUAGACUUAGCCUAGUGAUUUUAUAGUGAGAGUUUCAACCUAUAUAUUAGGAUCUGUCUUUAUAGCAUCUUCUGGGAGAGUGGGGGAAGUAAAAUACCAAGUAUAAUAGUUACAUUCACUUUCAAAGAGCAUCUAUGAAUUUGCCUUUUGUAAUUUACUGUGGCUUUAAACAGAUUCAGAACAGAGGCUUGAAAUAUGCACUUAGCACUUUGGCUCCACCUCUGUCUGGGUCAACCAUGAAGAAAAUGAAGCUGCUGCCUCUAUCGACCCCGACAGAGCCACAGGCAGAUAAAGAUUUGGUUUCACCCUGGUGGUGUUAGGCAUUGUGUGUGACUUUUUUUCCUCUAAUAUCAAUUUUAAAGUACCGAAAUAGUAUUUUAAAAUAGUAUUGGCUAAUAAAUUAUGAAUUCUAUAAAGUGGUAAGACUUGGUAUAGUUAGAGUCUAGGAAUGAAUAUUCGUGAAAUGUUUCUUAUUGCUUUUCCUUCCCUCAUUCAUACAAUGAAUGUAUUUGGAAUACUUACAUAUUAUAAAAUAAACUAUACCUCUUCAAGAGGUGUCCUGUUCUGUAAGAUCAGAUGUUUUUAUUGCAGGUAAAUAUAAUACUGCCAGAGACAGAAAAUACCCCCUUAUCAGUCCCUUAGUGCCUCUUUCUAUUUGUGGCAUCGUGAGAAAACCCAUGCUGAAAAGACUGUACUUUGUGAUCCCAAUCAGAGGGGUGGAGCUGAUCUUUUGCUGUUGAAAUAAAGUGAAUUUAUGAGAAACUUUAUAUCAA
This is a messenger RNA of Mandrillus leucophaeus (drill), 7860 nucleotides long. It is a transcript of the gene POLQ, whose product is annotated as polymerase (DNA directed), theta. Gene Ontology annotation, molecular function: DNA-directed DNA polymerase activity; DNA binding; ATP binding. Lineage: Eukaryota; Metazoa; Chordata; Mammalia; Primates; Cercopithecidae. Gene Ontology annotation, biological process: double-strand break repair via alternative nonhomologous end joining; DNA-templated DNA replication. The transcript has 32 exons. The record is from RefSeq and is a predicted model, not a curated record.